Messenger RNA from Sodiomyces alkalinus F11, 1026 nucleotides. Its product is annotated as zeta toxin family protein. The transcript has a single exon. Gene Ontology annotation, molecular function: kinase activity; ATP binding. The coding region runs from base 1 to 1026 and encodes 341 amino acids. The record is from RefSeq and is a predicted model, not a curated record. NCBI's taxonomy places the organism in Eukaryota, Fungi, Ascomycota, Sordariomycetes, Glomerellales, Plectosphaerellaceae.
AUGCCUCCCCCCCCGGACCUCUCCUCCUACAUCCUCCCCCAAGAAACCUCCAAUUCCAUCUUCACCACCCAGAUCCUCCCGGCCGAGUUCCCCCCCAACGUAUCACCUUCCCCGCUGGUGCUCUCCCCAACCGACCCGAAACCACCCAUAGCCGUGCUGAUCGUCGGCCAAACCGGCGCCGGAAAGACCCGCCUCGCCCCCGCCGUCCUCACCGCGCUGACCUCCCUCCGUCGCCAACCUCCCGCCCACUUCAUCGCCGACACCUACAAGACCUACCACCCAGCCUACCAAUCCCUCACCUCCGACCCGGCCACCGCUCCCCUCGCCUCCCCCGCCACCGGCCCCGACGCCCGCCGCUGGCUCCGCCUCGCCGCCGCCCACGCCGCCCACCACCGCCUCGACGUCCUCCUCGAGAGCGCCUGCCGCCACCCGGACGACUUCGUCCACCUGGCCCGCCUCUUCCGCGACGCCCGCUACCGCCUCGACGUCCUCCUCCUCGCCGUGCCCCGCCCCCUGAGCCGCCUCGGCAUCCUGACCCGUUUCCACGACCGCCUCCCCGAGGCCGGCAGCCGCGGCCUCCCCAUCCGCCUCACCCCCCUCAAGGUCCACGACGAUUCUUAUGUUGGUCUCCUCGACGCCGCCCGCUGGAUCGACGCCCACCCGGACUGCGUGGACCGCGUUUUCGUCGUCCGCAGGGGCAACCUCGUCGCCUUCUCCGAUGACGCUGAGGCCCGGUCGGGCACCGGCCCGGGACCCCGCCUCCUGAGCGGUCGCGUCGUCGAUGCGGUGCAGAGGGAGAGGGAACGGCCCCUGACCCCCGACGAAAUCACCGUCGCUUCUGAGGACCUCGCUAGGCUGCAGGCUAGGGACGAGGCCCAGGCUUCCCAGAUCAAGGAGCUCUUGGAUCCUCUGCUCAAGCCGUCGGUCGACCCCGACGCCGCCGCCGUCUUUCCGGAGUUGAAACCCCUCCAGUUCCCUCCCGAUGGGACGGACCCUGAAGCCACCUUCUUACUUGGGGCUACUUAA